CCAGCAGCGAGCAGAGCCCAGAAGGCCUCGCCGCCGUCGCCCCGUCCCGGACAACCACCUCUGCACAUCGGUCGCCGGCCGCGGGGAGACGCCAGCGCUGUACGAGCCGGGCAGCCACACGCGGAUCCAGCGCGGGUUCGGAGUCGCCCUCGCCUCCGCCCGCGAACCAGCUCCGACGCCUCAACCUCGGCUCCUCGUCGCAGCUCGCCGUCUUCCACGCCAAGGUCGACGAGAUCUCGCUCCUCGCCGUCAGCACCGCCACAGUCCACAGGCGUCAGCCCCACGAGCGCUAUAUUUUUAGAUGAAGCACAUAUUCAAGAUCAUCGCGGUGCUGGCGGCAAUCUCCGCCGUCUGGGUUGCGCUCCUUGAAACCUCGACAGUCCCUCGCAGUUUUACUUGGUUGCUUCCCAUCUACUUGGUAGUGGCGCUUGGAUGUUAUGGCCUUUUUAUGGUUGGAUAUGGGCUCAUGUUCUUCCCAACCUGCCCUCAAGAAGCGGUAUUACUACAGCAGGAUAUCAUGGAGGCAAAGGAUUUCCUAUCAAAAAGAGGUGUUGAUGUGAGCUCUGAUUGAGGUCAAUACCAAUGAUUUAUGUUUCGUGACCAGUUUGAAGCUUCCUGGAUACCGUAUAGAAAAAAUUAUGACAUUUCACUGUGUCUAGAUAUUUGUUACUAAUGCAGUCUUUGUGAGUGGCGUGUUACAGUUCUACAUUUUGUUAGUUCAGUGGAUGGUUUGUCAGGAUAUUAGUUAUGUCAGGAAAACAGUGUGAGAAUAGCUAAAUAGCUAAUUAAUGGUUUGUUAACAAAUCCAUCAAUGUUCAGACAUGUUUGCUAUUUAACAAUCUGGUUUUCAUCA
Triticum dicoccoides is the source of this 853-nucleotide messenger RNA. Its product is annotated as dolichol-phosphate mannose synthase subunit 3-like. The record is from RefSeq and is a predicted model, not a curated record. The coding region runs from base 302 to 571 and encodes 89 amino acids. Lineage: Eukaryota; Viridiplantae; Streptophyta; Magnoliopsida; Poales; Poaceae. Gene Ontology annotation, cellular component: dolichol-phosphate-mannose synthase complex; endoplasmic reticulum membrane. The transcript is spliced from 4 exons. Gene Ontology annotation, biological process: GPI anchor biosynthetic process.